Molecule: messenger RNA, 1093 nt
Organism: Myotis lucifugus (little brown bat)
Lineage: Eukaryota; Metazoa; Chordata; Mammalia; Chiroptera; Vespertilionidae
Product: aldehyde dehydrogenase, dimeric NADP-preferring
Biological process (GO): aldehyde metabolic process
Cellular component (GO): cytoplasm
Molecular function (GO): aldehyde dehydrogenase (NAD+) activity
Source: RefSeq, a predicted model, not a curated record
UGCCAGGGCUGAGUGGGCGGGAGAAGGGCUGAGCGGGUGGGGAGAAGGCCCUUAAAUGCAUCCCUGGAGACGGGUGUACACUCCAGGAGCGCCAGCCACCGGAGACUGUCAGAGGCACCGUGAGCACCGGGAGCACCAUGAGCACCAUGAGCACCAUCAGCGCCGUCGUGCAGCGCGCCCGGGCCGCCUUCGACUCGGGCCGCACGCGCCCCCUGCAGUUCCGCAUCCAGCAGCUGGAGGCGCUGCGGCGCAUGAUCAAGGAGCGCGAGAAGGACAUCGCGGGCGCGCUGGCCGCCGACCUCCACAGGAACGAGUGGAACUCGUACCACGAGGAGCUGGUUUACUGCCUGGAGGAGAUCGAGUACAUAAUCAAGAAGCUCCCCGAGUGGGUUCUGGACGAGCCCGCGGAGAAGACGGCCCAAACCCAGCAGGAUGAGUGCUACAUCCACUCGGCGCUGGGCGUGGUCCUCAUCAUCGGCACCUGGAACUACCCCUUCGGCCUCACGGUGCAGCCCAUGGUGGGCGCCAUCGCCGCAGGGAAUGCAGUGGUCAUCAAGCCCUCGGAGCUGAGCGAAGAAACAUGGCGAAGCCCUGCUGGCCUCCCCUCAUCCCCUCAGUACCUGGAACAAGGUGAUCUGUACCCGGUGAUCAAUGGGGGCGUCCCCGAGACCACGGAGGUGCUCAAGGAGAGGUUCGACCACAUCCUGUACACGGGCAGCACUGGUGUCGGCAAGAUCGUGAUGACGGCCGCGGCCAAGCACCUGACCCCGGUCACCCUGGAGCUGGGGGGGAAGAGCCCUUGCUACGUGGACAAGGACUGUGACCUGGACGUCGCCUGCCGGCGCAUCGCCUGGGGCAAGUUCAUGAACAGCGGCCAGACCUGUGUGGCCCCCGACUACAUCCUCUGCGACCCCUCCAUCCAGAGCCAGGUCGUGGAGAAGCUCAAAAAGUCCGUGAAGGUGAGUGCAGCCCCAGGGGCGAGGCGGCCGGGUGGCCAGGUGGGUGUGGACUUCAGAAAACUGGAUUUUUUCCUGAUCAUAAAUGUAAUCCACACUCUGUAGAUAAUUUGGAAAAAGAUUAAAAAGCAUAAAGA